This is a messenger RNA of Nelumbo nucifera (sacred lotus), 1720 nucleotides long. Its product is annotated as D-amino-acid transaminase, chloroplastic-like. Lineage: Eukaryota; Viridiplantae; Streptophyta; Magnoliopsida; Proteales; Nelumbonaceae. Gene Ontology annotation, molecular function: catalytic activity. Gene Ontology annotation, biological process: carboxylic acid metabolic process. The record is from RefSeq and is a predicted model, not a curated record.
GGUUCGUGGAAGAGCAGAAUGUUUUGACUUUUGAGUUGGGGCCAUAGGACUGUUAGACUGUAAGCCUGUAGUCACUUGAGAGAAGAGGAUUCUUAAACCCAUUAAAAAGAUCGAAGUUUAACGGCUGACGUGGCUUUACAAGAGAGGAAUUCGAUCAUCAGAUCAUAUGGGUCGUUAGGCAGGAUCAAAGUUGUGAUUCGUGAGCAGUCUUCUUACAUGCAAAUUUGCAAAAGCAACUCCACUGUGGCUAGCAUUCGACACUUUGACCUCCUCCCGCUUUCGUCACAUCUCAACUCCUCUUCUCUUUCUUACCAAAAAAAUAAUUGCACCCCUUCUUUCGAAUCAUCGGUCAUCUCUUGUUUUUUUUUAUUUCCUUUGUCAUUCCUUAAUUCUUCUCCUCUUCAAGUUUUCUCCCUUCCCUCCAUGGAAGUCUCCUCAUCUCAUCAGAAACCAGAUGCAUCUGAGGCUGAAAAUGGUAACGAUCUUCGGGUGCCUGUCUUCUCCUCCUCUGACGAGGUGCUUCAAAGACUACAGGGGAAAUGGAAAUCAGGAAAGAAGCAACCAUAUCCAGUAAUGUAUUCUAGCAUUUUUGGUGGAAUUACACUUGAUCCAGCACUGAUGGUUAUUCCAAUUGAUGAUCACAUGGUUCACAGAGGACAUGGUGUUUUUGAUACAUCCAUGAUUCUUGAUGGAUGCUUAUAUGAGUUGGAUCAUCAUCUGGAUCGGUUUCUGAGAUCAGCAUCAAAAGCAAAAAUUUCUCCUCCCUUUCCUCGAUCAGAUCUAAGAAGCAUUCUUGUGCAACUGAUAGCAGUGUCACAGUGCAGAAAAGGCUCUCUGAGAUACUGGUUGAGUGCAGGCCCAGGGAAUUUCUUGUUGUCACCUUCUGGCUGCCCAACAUCUGCAUUCUAUGCAGUUGUAAUUGAUGAAGACUAUUCUCAGUGCAAAGAAGGGGUGAAGGUGAUAACAUCGACUAUACCAAUGAAGUCACCACUAUUCGCCACAAUGAAGAAUGUGAAUUACCUCCCAAAUGUCCUCUCAAUGAUGGAAGCAGAGGAGAAGGGAGCAUUUGCUUCUAUCUGGGUGGAUGAGCAAGGUUAUAUUGCUGAGGGACCAAAUGUGAAUGUGGCCAUUAUAAGCCAGAACAAGGAGCUCAAGUUACCCUCAUUCAAUAAGGUCCUUAGUGGGUGCACCGCUAAAAGGCUUCUUGCCCUGGCACCCAAAUUGGUUGAGCAGGGCCUUCUAAAAGGUGUCAGGACUGCAGAUAUACCAGUGGAAGAAGCCAGAAGUGCAGCUGAGAUGAUGUUUGUGGAAAGUGGUCUCCCCAUACUACCAAUCAUCAUGUGGGAUGAGCGACCCAUAGGAGAUGGAAAGGUUGGAGAGCUGACUCUUGCACUCUCUGAUCUGCUUUGGGAGGAUAUGUUAGCAGGUCCAGAGACACAGAGGCUACGCAUUUCUUAUGUGUAGAGGAAACAUAAAAAGAUUAAGAUGAAGGAAACAGUGCUUUCUCUAUAAUGUUCAUGUCCAUUGUUGAUGUUUUCUUGAUCAAAAUUACUUCAUCUUAGAUCAUUUUGGCCUUUGUCCUCUUAAAUGUCUUUUUUCUUUUCUGAUAGCCAAUGAUGAUAAGUCUGAGCCAAUCUUGGUUGUUGACAUUUUAUGUUGAUCUUGUUAAAUGAUAUCUUAUAAUUUGCAAUUUAGGUAAAACUGUCAUGUUCAUAUUUCA